Eptesicus fuscus (big brown bat) is the source of this 1861-nucleotide messenger RNA. It is a transcript of the gene COMMD1, whose product is annotated as copper metabolism domain containing 1. Bases 21 to 593 code for a protein of 190 amino acids. The record is from RefSeq and is a predicted model, not a curated record. The transcript has 4 exons. Gene Ontology annotation, biological process: negative regulation of sodium ion transmembrane transport; regulation of proteasomal ubiquitin-dependent protein catabolic process; positive regulation of protein ubiquitination. NCBI's taxonomy places the organism in Eukaryota, Metazoa, Chordata, Mammalia, Chiroptera, Vespertilionidae. Gene Ontology annotation, cellular component: endosome.
UGUUGGGGGGCGGGGCCUACAUGACAAUGGCGGGCGAGCUGGAGAGUUCUAAGUCCCUGAGCGGGCUGCUGAGCGGCCUGGCUCAGAAAGAUUUUCACGGGCACCCGGACAUUACUGAGGAGCUGCUGCGGAGCCAGCUCUACCCGGAGGUGCCCCCCGACGAGUUCCGGCCUUUUCUGGCGAAGAUGAGGGGGAUUCUGAAGUCUGUUGCAUCUGCAGACAUGGAUUUCAAUCAGCUGGAAGCAUUCUUGACUGCUCAAACCAAAAAGCAAGGAGGGAUCACAUCUGAUCAAGCUGCUGUCAUUUCAAAAUUCUGGAAGAGUCAUAAGACAAAGAUCCGAGAAAGCCUGAUGAACCAGAGCCGCUGGGACAGUGGGCUUCGGGGCCUAAGCUGGAGAGUUGAUGGCAAAUCACAAUCGAGGCACUCAGCUCAGAUACACACCCCUGUUGCUAUAAUGGAGCUGGAAAUAGGGAAAAGUGGACAGGAAUCUGAAUUUCUGUGUUUGGAAUUUGAUGAGGCCAAGGUCAACCAAGUUCUGAAGAAGCUCUCAGAGGUAGAAGAAAGUAUCGGCACACUGAUGCAGCCAGCCUAGCUGAAAAUGGACUUGUUGAAGCAAAGAUUGUGAAAAUAUAGAACAUUCUAAGAACAGUUAAAUGACUCAUCAUCCUAAUCUAGAGAGAUAAUAGAAAGAAAGCUAGAACUGGAAGAAGAGUUGACAUUCCCUGAAUGAAUUCCUGGAAGUGGAGCAGACUGUUUUUAAGACUUUAAUAAACGCUGGCAGAUUCUUUGCAGAAAGGUUAUAUCAGUUUAUAUUCCCUCUAAGAAAGUAUGAGAAUAAAACACUCCUCUUCUUGCCUAAUUGGGUAUUAUCUGUUUUUGUAUUUUCUGGGACUAGUUUUAUAAAUUUUUGCAAGGGACACAUACUUAAACCAGGACAUCUCUCUGGGGAAAGGACCAAGGAGGGAGAAAACUGGCAUAAGGGUCCCAGCAGAUCCCACCAGGUUUCCUACCUCUGUAAUCCUAUGUUAAAACCACUUUAUUUUAAGUUCAGGAAAUAUGGGGCAAAGUAAAAAUAAUCCUCAGCCUGAAUUAGGCCUUGUAGAAAUUGUCCUUGCUUGAGCAAUAAGCACUCUAACUUGCCUGUUCAGAAGAAGUCUAGGCAAAAGCCAAAAGUUGCUCUCAGAAUAAAGUCAGACAGAAACUCCAGACUUCAGUAGUUUCACGUUGAUAAGAAACAAAGGAUUGGCCUGAUCCUCAGUGCUGGCUUUUCUUGGGAGCUCUGAUUCUAAUCAACUCAUCAGUGAAGGCUUAAAUUCCACCAUUUUAGCCUCCCCUUUCCUUUAUAUAACUCUCUCUUCCCCCAGUCUUAUUUCAAUGAUGAUUCAAAAAGAAUGACAGCGCCCUAACCGGUUUGGCACAGUGGAUAGAGCAUCAGCCUGCGGACUGAAGGGUCCCAGCUUCGAUUCCGGUCAAGGGCAUGUACCUUGGUUGCGGGCACAUCCCCAGUAGGAGGUGUGCAGGAGGCAGCUGAUCGAUGUUUCUAACUUUCUACCCCUCUCCCUUCCUCUGUAAAAAAUCAAUAAAAUAUAUUUAAAAAAAAGAAUGACAGCAUUUUGAAAUUUAGUUUAAGUUAUUCUCCCCUAAAUGCAAGAAGGCAGUGAAAAGCCAAGGAUGACGUUGAGUACCUGGAAUCUUAAAUACCUGUCACUAGCUAUUAGUUACUGAAGUUCUUUUUUUAGACCUGAGUGAAACGUUGGAAUACAGAAUAUAAAUAGAAAUUAAAUGAAAAUAAAUGUUAAACAGAAUGUUAGAAAGUAUUUUUUUUGGAAGUGCACAAUAAAUGCCUAGACCAGUAAAGGG